Microcebus murinus (gray mouse lemur) is the source of this 1496-nucleotide messenger RNA. Its product is annotated as fMet-Leu-Phe receptor. The record is from RefSeq and is a predicted model, not a curated record. Gene Ontology annotation, molecular function: N-formyl peptide receptor activity; complement receptor activity. NCBI's taxonomy places the organism in Eukaryota, Metazoa, Chordata, Mammalia, Primates, Cheirogaleidae. Gene Ontology annotation, biological process: complement receptor mediated signaling pathway; inflammatory response; phospholipase C-activating G protein-coupled receptor signaling pathway. Gene Ontology annotation, cellular component: plasma membrane.
UGUUGAGACAGUGAGAACUCGAGUCACUUUCCCCAGGAACCAGGACUCAGAGCUGCCCAGAGCGGAAUCAGCUGGUGGAAGGUCCAGGAGUGCACAGGAUGGAGGUGAAUUCUUCUCUCCCAGCGAAUGUGUCUGGAGGGCCCCACGCUGUGCCUGCUGGCUACCUUGUCCUGGAUAUCUUCUCUUAUUUGGUGUUAGCAGCCACCUUUGUCCUCGGCGUCCUGGGCAACGGGCUUGUGAUCUGGGUGGCUGGAUUCCGGAUGACACGCACGGUCACCACCAUCUCUUACCUGAAUCUGGCCUUAGCCGACUUCUGUUUCACCUCCACUCUGCCCUUCAUGGUGGUCUCAAAGGCCAUGGGAGAACACUGGCCUUUCGGCUGGUUCCUGUGCAAGCUCAUUAAUACCAUAGUGGACGUCAACCUGUUUGGCAGUGUCUUCCUGAUCGCGCUCAUCGCCCUGGACCGCUGCGUCUGCGUCCUGCAUCCGGUCUGGGCCCAGAACCACCGCACCGUCGGGCUGGCCAAGAAGGUGAUCCUCGGGCCCUGGACUCUCGCUCUGCUCCUCACCUUGCCAGUUAUCAUCCGCCUGACCACUGUGGCUGACAAAGCGACGGGGAAAGUAGUCUGCACUUUCAACUUCUCUCCUUGGACCAACGACCCUGCGGAGAAGCUGAAGGUGGCCGUCACCAUGCUCACGCUGAGAGGGGUCAUCCGCUUCCUCGUUGGCUUCACCAUGCCCAUGUCCAUCAUCACCGUCUGCUACGGGCUCAUCGCUACCAGGAUCCACAGACAAGGCCUGAUGAGGUCCAGCCGCCCCUUGCGGGUCCUCUCCUUUGUCGUGGCCGCCUUCUUCCUCUGCUGGUUUCCCUACCAGCUGGUGGCCCUCAUCCUCACGGCGCGGAUCCGCCAGGCCCUGUCCGGCAUCAGCGCGGGCUUUCAGAGAGCCGUGAAAGUGACGAGCUCCCUGGCCUUCUUCAACAGCUGCCUCAACCCGAUGCUCUACGUCUUCGUGGGCCGGGACUUCCGGCAGAGGCUGGUCCACUCCCUGCCCGCCAGUCUGGAGAGGGCGUUCACCGAGGACUCGGCCCCGACCAGCAACACGGCCGCCAACUCUGCCCCCCCUCCUGCGGAGGCCCAGUCCCAGGCAGCCUGAGCUGAGUCGAGACGCUGAGCCCCCCUUUCCGGCCUCCGCCGCCCUCAGUUAUACCAAGCCACAGGCAUUCCUUGCUUAUCUUCCGGUUGCCCAAUUACAAACCAAAGAAUCUUUGAGCCCACCCAUAACCUGUUAAACCCCACUUCAAGAUGUCUUGUCUUUCCAGGCCAAACCCAUGUAUGUCUUCCAUGCAUUGAUUUAUUUCUCACCUGUAAUUCCUGGCUCCCUAAAACCAAACUGUGACCCAGCUGUCUCUGGCACAUUUUCUCAGGACCUCUUGAGAGCAUGUUACCUGGGCUGCAGUCACACACACUGGCUCAGAAUAAACCUCUUUAGAUUAUU